AAUAUUUUUGCUGCAACUUGAUUUAUAUGUUUAUACUUAACGCUUUCAUUUGAAUAAAAAUAUAAAGUAAGGUAUAUAAUAAUUUAUAUAAAUCAAAAUCGGUUACAAAUGUUAGCUUUAAGAAAUUUACUGGCGUUAUCAAUUAAAUAUACACAACAUCGCGGUUCGCGAGCUUUUCUUUCUUCGACACCAACUCCAAAGGAGAAUAUUAUACAAGUUGGCAAAUAUUCUAUUAAUUAUGUGAGAGUUGGGAAUGGACCUCACAAUAUUCUCUGUGCUCCUGGUGCUUUAGGCUCAAUUUGGACUGACUUUAGACAUCAAGUAAAUGGCAUUGACUACGAAAGGUUCAGUGUAGUCGCUUGGGACCCACCAGGCUUUGGUAAAAGCAGACCUCCAGAAAGAGAAUUCACAAUCGACUUUUACCAUAAAGAUGCUGACAUCGCUCAUCAAUUUAUGAAGGAAUUGAAUAUUCCUAAAUAUUCACUACUGGGCUGGAGUGAUGGUGGAAUUACUAGUAUGAUUUUAGCUGCCAAAUUCCCUGAUGUUGUGCAGAAAUUAGUUAUCUGGGGAGCCAAUUCAUUUAUAUUGCCCAAGGAAAUAGAAGCAUAUAAAAAGAUAAAAGAUGUCAGCUCCUGGUCUACAAAAAUGAGACAGCCAAUGAUAGAAUUAUAUGGGGAAGAAAGAUUUAAGUCAUAUUGGGCUAAAUGGGUAGACACCAUGGAGGAAUUAUUUAAUGCAAAAGAUGGAAACAUUUGCUCCGAUCUACUUAAAGAUAUCAAAUGUCCAACAUUCAUUUUACAUGGUGAGAAAGACCCAUUAGUAGAAGGAGUACAUGUGUCACAUUUGCAUACCCAUAUAAUUGGAUCUAGGAUACAUUUAUAUCCAGAGGGAAAACAUAAUAUACACAUUCGUUAUGCAGAUGAUUUUAAUAGACUGGUGCAAGAAUUUUUACUUCUGAAGUGAAAUUAUCAUAGCUUUAAGGAAAAUUUUUUGUUUUAUUUAUGCAAAUAUACAAUUUUCUAUUUU
Molecule: messenger RNA, 1026 nt
Organism: Pieris rapae (cabbage white)
Lineage: Eukaryota; Metazoa; Arthropoda; Insecta; Lepidoptera; Pieridae
Product: valacyclovir hydrolase
Exons: 5
Coding region: 109-963 (284 amino acids)
Source: RefSeq, a predicted model, not a curated record